CAAAAUGGUGACUUUCUUGAGAGUUUUGAUAAGCCUACUAUGUUCUAUAGUCCUCUUAGCUCUAUUCAAAUUCUUUCACAAAUUUUGGUGGGUUCCAAUGCGCAUAAAUCGUGUAAUGAGUUCACAAGGAAUACGCGGACCUCCUUACAGUUUUUUCUAUGGCAACAUGAAGGAAAUUUCCAUCAUGAUAAAGCAAUCCAUGAGCUUUCCCGUGGACAUAUCACACGACAUAUUUCCACGAAUUCAACCUCACUUUGAUUCAUGGUUGCACAUAUACGGGAAGAAUUUUCUAUAUUGGCAAGGUCCUCAACCUGAAUUAGUUGUCACAGAACCGGAGCUCCUAAAACAAAUAAUGAGUGUCCGAGAGCUUACGACGAGGAUACAAGGCACGGGACCUGCAUUUAAAAAGAUAUUUGGAGGUGGUCUGAUUUUUUCUCAAGGUGAAAAAUGGGCAACACAGCGAAAAUUAGCUACUCACGCUUUCAAUGGUGAAAGGUUGAAAAACAUGGUUCCAACAAUGGUUGAAAGCGUUGACAUGAUGCUAAAACGGUGGAAAGAUGCUGGAACCAAAGAGAAAGAUGUCCAUGAAGAGUUCUUAACAAUGACAUCGGAAGUCAUCUCAAAGAUCGUGUUUGGAAGUAAUUAUGAGGAGGGGAAGCAAAUAUUCCAGAAGCAGGGGGCGUUAAUUGGGUUGGCUGCCAAACAGUUGUCCAAAGUUAGGCUUCCUGGUUUUGGGAUGAUGUUUAAAGAUAAAGAGGAUUUAGAAACCGACAAACUGUUAGCCAGCAUUCAAGAUAUCAUUACAAAGAUGAUAAAAAACAGAGAAAAUAUGAUGGUUUCAGGAGAUGAACACAACUCCACGACUGAUUACCUCGGAAUACUUUUGAAUUCGCGUCAUGAUGUCAAUGACGGUUAUAGGCUUUCCAUACAGGAUAUUAUUGAUGAAUGCAGAACUUUUUACAUUGCUGGCCACGGAACGAUCUCUAUUUUGCUCACGUGGGCUACUCUUCUUCUGGGAAUCCACACCGAAUGGCAAGAGAAAGCACGCGAGGAGGUUCAACAAGUAUUUGGUAAUCAAAACCCAUCUUCAGAAGGAAUACCAAGACUCAAGAAAAUGAGCAUGAUAAUCAAUGAGACACUACGCCUGUACCCUCCUGGAAUAUCCACAACCCGAAAAGUUCAGAAGGAAACGCACGUUGGAGAUCUGGUUCUUCCACCAAACUUAAAUUUGCAAAUACCGGCAUUACCAUUUCAUCAAGACCGUGGAACAUGGGGAGAAGAUGCUCAUCUCUUCAAACCAGAAAGAUUCUCUGAAGGGGUUGCCAAUGUCGUUAACAGCAAUCCAGGAGCAUUCCUCCCUUUUGGUUAUGGACCACGAAUCUGUGUAGGCAACAAUUUCGGGAUAAAUGAAUCAAAGAUAACCCUCUCGAUGAUCUUACAACAUUACAGAUUCACUCUGUCACCAAACUAUGUCCAUGCACCAUAUCAGCAUAUCACACUUCGCCCAAAGUCUGGUGUUCAGAUAAUAUUUCAAGCUCUAUAAAGCUCCGCUUCUUGUGACUAGUGUGCAUUUAAUAAAUUGUUUACGCUUCCACCUUUGAUCAGGUCACAUUUUCAUUUACCUUAAACAAUAUAUCUUGUCUAUUUGUGUGUUUCUUCUAAGUACAACAUCCAGAGAAGUAGUAUGGAGAUAGACUUCUCUCUAUUCUUGCCUCAUUUCUUUGUUUCUUAGAAAUGAACCGAAAUGUUCAUUUUAUGGCCAUGUAGAGAGAAAAUGGAUAUGUAACUUAAUCUUGCAAAAAAACUAUUUAUAUUGCACUGAAACAGUUUAUGACUU
This is a messenger RNA of Helianthus annuus (common sunflower), 1837 nucleotides long. Its product is annotated as cytochrome P450 CYP749A22. The coding region runs from base 5 to 1543 and encodes 512 amino acids. The transcript has 5 exons. The record is from RefSeq and is a predicted model, not a curated record. Gene Ontology annotation, molecular function: monooxygenase activity; oxidoreductase activity, acting on paired donors, with incorporation or reduction of molecular oxygen; heme binding. NCBI's taxonomy places the organism in Eukaryota, Viridiplantae, Streptophyta, Magnoliopsida, Asterales, Asteraceae.